Lipotes vexillifer (Yangtze River dolphin) is the source of this 1859-nucleotide messenger RNA. It is a transcript of the gene WNT10A, whose product is annotated as Wnt family member 10A. Gene Ontology annotation, cellular component: extracellular region. The transcript is spliced from 4 exons. The record is from RefSeq and is a predicted model, not a curated record. Gene Ontology annotation, molecular function: frizzled binding; cytokine activity. Gene Ontology annotation, biological process: cell fate commitment; multicellular organism development; canonical Wnt signaling pathway. Lineage: Eukaryota; Metazoa; Chordata; Mammalia; Artiodactyla; Lipotidae. The coding region runs from base 170 to 1423 and encodes 417 amino acids.
CCCCAUGGAGCGGGGAGGCGGGCACCGUCUGCUCCCGGAGCCGUGACCCGAUUUGGAGCUGUGUGUCGCAGCCGCCCCGACCCCCGCGGAUCAUGCGCCGUCGCCCCUGGCUCGCCGGUCCCACCGGGCUGUGAGCCCCCCAUUCCUGGCCCGUCACGGCCCGCGCGCGAUGGGCAGCACCCACCCUUGCCCCUGGCUGCGGCUCCGACCUCGGCCCCAGCCGCGGCCCGCGCUCUGCGCGCUCCUCUUCUUCCUACUGCUGCUGGCUGCCGCCUUGCCCAGGUCUUCACCCAAUGAUAUUCUGGGCCUCCGCCUCCCCCAGGAGCCCGUGCUCAACGCCAACACAGUGUGCCUGACAUUGCCAGGCCUAAGCAAGCAGCAGAUGGAGGUGUGUGUGCGCCACCCUGACGUGGCCGCCUCAGCCAUCCAGGGCAUCCAGAUCGCCAUCCAUGAGUGCCAGCACCAGUUCCGGGACCAGCGCUGGAACUGCUCUAGUCUUGAGACUCGAAACAAGAUCCCCUAUGAGAGUCCCAUCUUCAGCAGAGGUUUCCGAGAGAGUGCCUACGCCUACGCCAUCUCGGCAGCUGGCGUGGUACACGCAGUAUCCAACGCCUGCGCCCUGGGCAAGCUGAGGGCAUGUGGCUGCGACGCGUCCCGGCGCGGGGACGAGGAGGCCUUCCGUCGGAAGUUGCACCGCCUGCAGCUGGAAGCGCUGCAGCGCGGUAAGGGCCUGAGCCACGGAGUUCCCGAGCACCCUGCCCUGCCUCCUGCCAGCCCAGGCCUGCAGGACUCCUGGGAGUGGGGCGGCUGCAGCCCCGACGUGGGUUUCGGAGAGCGCUUCUCUAAAGACUUUCUGGACUCCCGGGAGCCUCACAGAGACAUCCAUGCACGCAUGAGGCUCCACAACAACCGAGUGGGGAGGCAGGCGGUGAUGGAGAAUAUGCGGCGGAAGUGCAAGUGCCACGGCACGUCAGGCAGCUGCCAGCUCAAGACGUGCUGGCAGGUGACGCCGGAGUUCCGCGCUGUAGGGGCACUGCUACGUAGCCGCUUCCACCGCGCCACGCUCAUCCGGCCGCACAACCGCAACGGCGGCCAGCUGGAGCCGGGCCCCGCGGGGCCACCCUCGCCAGCCCCGGACAUUCCGGGGCCUCGGCGCCGCGCCGGCACCGCCGACCUGGUCUACUUCGAGAAGUCGCCCGACUUCUGCGAGCGCGAACCGCGCCUGGACUCGGCGGGCACCGUGGGCCGCCUGUGCAACAAGAGCAGCGCGGGCCCUGACGGCUGUGGCAGCAUGUGCUGCGGCCGCGGCCACAACAUCCUACGCCAGACGCGCAGCGAGCGCUGUCACUGCCGCUUCCACUGGUGCUGCUUCGUGGUCUGCGAAGAGUGCCGCAUCACCGAGUGGGUCAGCGUGUGCAAGUGAGCGGACGGCUCGCCUCUCUGCGCCUGGUCCUCUGCGGCUUGCGAUGUUGGCCGGGCAGCGUCGCCUUGGUUCCUGGGAGUGGAGGAUGGACCACAAAAUCUUACAGGAACCUCCCAGCUCUGAGGUCGUCAAGACUGCAAUCACGGGACAGUUCAGGCCCGCUCAGACCCCCUGCUCACUUCUGUGGCCUCCAGGACCGGUUUGCCUCCCGGGUCUCUGACCCAAGCUCAGACAGUUCCGUCAGGCUGGCGGUUGCCCUACACUCUAGGGCAGUGUCAGCCAGGCAUCCUCUGGGCCUGCCUCCUUUUAUCUCUUCACCCCUACCCCUGGAGGGGGAGGGAAUGAUUGGAAGCUGAUGGGGAGGGGGAGGAGGAUUAAAAAGAAGAAAUGGACAUCACUGAGCUGAAGUGACUCUGCGGAGGCCUCAGACACCUUC